AUGCCCCUCAUGAUGCCCCGUCUUCAUCCUGCCUCCCUCGUCCCCGCCUCAACCCACCACCCAGACCUGCUCGACCUCCUCCGUCGCCCCGUCACACGCGACAUGAUCGCCUACAUCGCCGAGCAGGCAGUUGCCGUCAUAGGCGUCGAUGACGGCUCAGACACGGAGACGCCGGACCCCCUGCGCGCCGCUGCAUCGGCGCUUCCCACCCCGCCCGCAACCCCGAUAAAGGGCGCGUUUGACACGCAGAACCAGUACCAGCGAGAGGCACGAGAGGAGAAGGACGGCCUGCCCUCUCUCGAGGCAUUCAUCACCCGCCUGUGCGAGUACUCCAAUGUACAGGCCCCUACCCUCCUCUGCACCUUGCUCUACCUUCAUAGGCUCAAAGCCAAGCUUCCCGUCAUGGCAAAAGGCAUACCGUGCACCCGUCAUCGCGUCUUCCUCGCAACGCUCAUCGUCGCUGCAAAGUACUUGAACGACUCGUCUCCCAAGAACAAGCACUGGACGCGCUACACCGAAACGCUCUUCUGCAACGCCGAAGUCAACCUCAUGGAGAAGCAGCUCCUAAUGCUUCUGAAUUUUGAGCUCCGCUUCACCGAGGCAGAGCUCAUCGAGCACUGCAAGCCGUUCAUGCCUGGCUCCCCGCGCGUCAAGGAGCAGAGAUCAGAGGCAGUCAGCCGCGUCGCCCGCGCUACGGCUGCUCGUUCUCCCGGUCGGAAGACGCAGCCUCAGAUGCCCCCAACUCCGCCGCAUGAGAACCCGAGCACGUCGACGUCCCUCCGCGCUCUUGCUGCCAGGCUAUCCAACGCGCAUAUAUCGACCGCGAACGUGUCCCAGAUCCCUGCGCAGACACCUGAUACGUUAACGUCGUCCGUCAGCAGCGAGCGCCGUCCACCGCUCUACACUUCCUCGACGUCGUCCUCUGCUGUGUCGCUCCUCACCACGGACACGCACUCGUCCGCAUCGUCCGUCUCCCUGUCGCCUUCUGAGGUCGACCAGUAUAGCACGGAGUGCUUCUUCCCCGAUGUCACUUCCAAGCACGAAAGGAGCACCACAGCAAAGGGCAGGACGUUCAUCUUGCGGUCCCUUCCUUCUGCACCUCUCAACGACUGCAAGGAUAAGGAUGUCAUGACGAACGUCGACGACCGCAAGCGCACCGUGUCCGCGGCACUGACUAUCGUGCCUUCGACCCCGCCUUCGCCUACCCCGGCAGCCAAGUACCGCAAGUCGGUGCGUCCCAGCACGGGGAAGAGCUACCCCGAGGGUCUCUCUGCUAGCGGCGCGAGCAUGCCCAGCAUCGCUUGCCAUGCUCGCGAGAGCAUGUCCACCCGUUGGUUGAGGAUGCUCAGCUUGGGCAAGGCGAAGCAGACGGCUGAGGUGUCUGAGGCAUGACCGACAACCAACACGUGCACGCGACAUCGGCCGGCGAACUGAACAGCACGGCUUGUAAAUAUGCCAUUUUUCUUGUACAUAAACCCUUGGGAAACUUGCGAGUCUUGGUCACUUGGUGCAACUGCUCUCUCUCCUUUCUGCUCUCUCUUUAUCAUCCUGCUUUCUUUUGCACGAUCUUCUUGCACAUACUACGGUCGGAUGCACUCCUUCCUUCCAUCUCCCUCUCAUCUCCAUGCCCCGCACGCUAGACUCCCCUAUUCCCUCACCACCCGCUGUACAUAGUUCCCCCCGUCUU
This is a messenger RNA of Dacryopinax primogenitus, 1687 nucleotides long. RefSeq lists its product as uncharacterized. The coding region runs from base 1 to 1392 and encodes 463 amino acids. NCBI's taxonomy places the organism in Eukaryota, Fungi, Basidiomycota, Dacrymycetes, Dacrymycetales, Dacrymycetaceae. Gene Ontology annotation, molecular function: protein kinase binding; cyclin-dependent protein serine/threonine kinase regulator activity. Gene Ontology annotation, cellular component: cyclin-dependent protein kinase holoenzyme complex; nucleus. The transcript has 2 exons. Gene Ontology annotation, biological process: regulation of cyclin-dependent protein serine/threonine kinase activity. The record is from RefSeq and is a predicted model, not a curated record.